AUGGACUUCAACCUAGUGCCUCGCGGCACUGAUCGAAACUACACGGGAUUCUUCACAAAGACAAUCGUCUACUCCGCGACGCUUGUCAUAUUCCUCGCUUCAUUCGGUCUAACACUUUCCUCGAUCAUCAUCCCAAAAUGGGUCAGCUAUCACAGUGAAAAGCCCGCCCACCAUUACUCCUACGGUCUCCACCACCGAUGCUCCUCCCUAACGGAUACCUGCGAAAGCUUCCCCCAGCGCGAAGAUUGCCAUGGCGAAGAUCGAUACUUCUGCUCGAUGUGGCGGUCUGUCGGGUUUCUGAUGUCCUUUGCCGUCGUGCUGGAGGGUAUGAGCAUUGUCGCAUACCUGGUUAUUCUCUCUGGCGGGAAACGGCUGCGUGAGAAUGGGUGGGGUGUUCUCAGUUUACUGGUUCUGACGUCAGUUGUUGUGCAGGCGGCCAGUAUGUCGAUAGUGGCAUACCUGUUCGAUAACGAGGAUCGCUUCUUUGUUGGCUGGAAACUGGACCAGUCUUGGAUCUUUUGCACUGUCAGUUGUUGUAUUGGCCUUUUCUGCGCGGGCGCGGUUAUUGUGGCUGCCAAGGUCCUUCCUUCUGAGGGUGGGUAUGAGUUGAUUCCUGAUCAUGAUGAGCUUAGCGUCUCUUAA
Messenger RNA from Penicillium arizonense, 642 nucleotides. RefSeq lists its product as uncharacterized. The coding region runs from base 1 to 642 and encodes 213 amino acids. The transcript is spliced from 4 exons. Lineage: Eukaryota; Fungi; Ascomycota; Eurotiomycetes; Eurotiales; Aspergillaceae. The record is from RefSeq and is a predicted model, not a curated record.